This is a messenger RNA of Brassica oleracea var. oleracea, 971 nucleotides long. RefSeq names its product VAMP-like protein YKT61. Gene Ontology annotation, biological process: endoplasmic reticulum to Golgi vesicle-mediated transport. NCBI's taxonomy places the organism in Eukaryota, Viridiplantae, Streptophyta, Magnoliopsida, Brassicales, Brassicaceae. Gene Ontology annotation, cellular component: membrane; Golgi apparatus. Bases 129 to 728 code for a protein of 199 amino acids. The record is from RefSeq and is a predicted model, not a curated record. Gene Ontology annotation, molecular function: SNAP receptor activity. The transcript is spliced from 6 exons.
UAAAGCUCUUUUUUACCCACCGGACUUAAAAAAAAAAAAAAAAAAUUUCCAGGUGCCGACGCUUCUUCUCCUCUCCUUCCGUUUAAUCGCUUCAUUGUCACGCAACCUUUGAUCCACCGCAGGCAGCUAUGAAGAUCACCGCCUUGCUUGUUCUCAAGGCCGCUCCCGAAACUACGGAUCCCGUCAUCCUCGCCAACGCUUCGGACGUCUCUCACUUCGGCUAUUUCCAGCGAUCCAGCGUCAAAGAGUUCGUCGUCUUUGUCGGUCGCACUGUCGCGAGCCGCACCCCUCCUUCCCAGCGCCAGUCCGUCCAGCACGAAGAGUACAAGGUUCACGCUUACAAUAGAAAUGGCCUUUGCGCGGUGGGAUUCAUGGACGAUCAUUAUCCUGUUCGUAGUGCCUUUUCUCUUCUCAACCAGGUCAUAGAUGAGUAUCAGAAGAGUUUUGGCGAGACAUGGAGGUCUGCUAAAGAAGACUCCGCUCAGCCCUGGCCUUACUUAGCCGAAGCUCUUACCAAAUUUCAGGACCCAGCUGAGGCUGAUAAGCUGUUGAAAAUCCAGAGGGAGUUGGAUGAGACCAAGAUUAUCCUUCAUAAAACGAUUGAUAGCGUUCUAGCCCGUGGUGAGAAGCUGGACAGCUUAGUGGAGAAGAGCUCAGAUUUGAGCAUGGCGUCGCAGAUGUUCUACAAGCAAGCGAAGAAAACGAAUUCAUGCUGCACCAUUCUGUGAGCUUCAACUCUGGAUGUCCUAAGGUAUAUAUAGUCAACCAAACUUCUGCUGGGGAGACUCUGUUUUUCAUUUUUAUGUAAUCGAUCACUUUGAAAUUCCACAAGACUCGGGUCGUGCGGUGUGCUAUCCAUUUACAUUUCAGUUACAAGUGUCUUUGCCAUAUUUAUAUGAUUGCUAUAUGAUUGCUUUUGUUCAUGUUCUCACUUUGAUACCUUUAUGUAUAACACAAUUAUGCUACGCAAA